Molecule: messenger RNA, 4887 nt
Organism: Dunckerocampus dactyliophorus (ringed pipefish)
Lineage: Eukaryota; Metazoa; Chordata; Actinopteri; Syngnathiformes; Syngnathidae
Gene: osbpl7
Product: oxysterol binding protein-like 7
Exons: 22
Coding region: 462-3089 (875 amino acids)
Cellular component (GO): cytosol; perinuclear endoplasmic reticulum; plasma membrane
Molecular function (GO): cholesterol binding
Source: RefSeq, a predicted model, not a curated record
GUCUGUUGUAAUGACGCAGCAAGGCCUGUAGGUGGCGUAGAGGCUCAAGCAAGCGGCGGACAGCACCUGACCCCGCUAAUCCUGGGAUUAGUCCGCGUUAAUCUGGGUCGUCGUCUUCAACCUGCCACCGUCACUGCCUGCUUAUUUUCACAAGAAAGGACGCUUUUAACGCGGCUCCCGUGCGUUCUGAUGGACUCCAAAGGCCUCCGGCUGCCGUCGCUUCCAGCCUGCGGUGACAGCGCUUGGAAGUGAAGCCUCUCGGGUCCACCUGGUCCCUUGCAGACCAGCGGUAAAUCCACUAAAGCGGAUCAGGUCCCGCACGCCUGGAGCCUCGUGGUUAUGGUUGCAAGAAAAGAACCAGACUUGACCUGCUGAGGGUUCUGGUCCUGCUUGUGGAUCUUCUGGAGGCUCCUCAAGGACCAUGAGCCACGCAGGUGCCAUCCAGGUGGCCGGCGGGGUACAUGGCGGCGGCUCUCUCCCAGCAGGCGUCAGGCGCUAACCGGCGGCGCUCUCCGAAAAUGAAUUCCCAUGGCUCCGCCCUCCAUCGCAGCCAGUCGCUGGCCAGCGGCCUGGAGAAGUCCUCGCCCACGUGGACCAAAGCGCCUCACUCCCGCAGCAGCAGCACGCUGUCGUCGCGGCACUCCCGACAGGUGACCAAAGACUGGGAAGUGAUCGAUGACGUCCACGCAGACGUGACCGCCGCAGGAGAACAUCCUCCGGAGGUCACCACGCCUGGAAUAUGCGAAGGUUAUUUGCUCAAGAGGAGGAAGUGGCCGCUUAAAGGAUGGCACAAGCGAUACUUUGUCCUGGAGGGAGGUAUCUUGAGGUACUGCAGAAACCAACACGAUGUAUCCAUAGGAAGGGUGCAGGGUUCUCUGGACAUUAGCAAUGCUGUCAUGUCCAUUAACAAGAAGUCCAACCGUAUUGACUUGGACGCGGGGGACAUUCUGUACCACAUGAAGGCAAAGAGCCACGAGCUCUUCUACAUUUGGGUGACCAAACUGCGAGCUCAUCGCUCGUACAGGAAGAGCGAGGCGGCCGUCCUCCUUAACGGACAUCCGGUGACGACCGUGUCGGCUGACGGCAGCCAGCCCAACGAGCUCCUCCUCCUGCCCGUGCAGAGCUCUGCGGGCGUGGCCUCUGCAGCCCCGCCCUCCGCCAACAACAAGGUGUCGGCGUGGCUGCAGCAGAGUCACCCGCCUGACACCUGUGCGCCAGAGCUCAACCGCUGCCAUUUGGACCUUUCAGAACUCAACCGGCUCAUCCAGAGGCUGCAGCUGCUGGAGGCGGGGCAAGCAUUCACCAACGGGGAGCUCCAGCGCAUCAUCAGCGUCCAGAACCUUUCACUGGAGAAGCCAAGGAAGCAAAAGUCAGGAAGGGUGUGGGGUCACGCUCGUACCCUGUCCCGAGUGGAAGCGCUGGGGAUGCCUGUUCGCAGGAUGACUAUGUCGUUGUCCUCCAGCCCUCUGAGCAAUUCGUCCCACUUUGGCGCCUCCGUCCCCUCCAUCCCCGACUACGUCUACUCGCAGCUGGCCCCACCCACAUCCACUUCGGCCGAGGGCAAGAAGAUCCGGCAGGACAUCUGCGCCGUGUCGCUACGAGUCCUGACCUCUCUCCAGUCUGUCCACCACACCCUGUGCCAAGAGAGUCUCAAGCUGCAUGAGGUCUGGGAGAACAACAACGUCCACCACGCCCAUGAGGUGGCGGUAGGGAGGUGUCCAUCCCACAGGCCCGCCUCAGUAGCCGAGUCGGCUGCCGAGUAUUUUGACGCCAGUGACGACAUCCUGUUUGGGAGCUCCUCUGAGGUGUCAGAUGAAUCUGGACUGAGUGAUGGAAGCACAUCCAACUCGGAGCCUGAGGAAGGACACGUAUCGGCCACCCGGAAGUACCGAGCCAGCAUUUCCGGGACUCCUCACAGCGUCGCUCCCAAGAGCAGCGGACGUCGAACGACACUUCCUGCUCCGUGUCCAGACAACAGUCACGUGGGCCUCAUGGCCAUCCUCUACAACAACAUCGGUAAAGACUUGGCCCGCGUGUCCAUGCCGGCCGCCCUCAACGAGCCCGUCAACCUGCUGCAGAGGCUGUGUGAGGAACUGGAGUACAGCCAGCUGCUCGACACUGCCAGCAACACCGCAGACCCGUACCAGAGGAUGGUCUACAUUGCUGCCUUCGCCAUCUCGGGUUACUCCACCGCGACCUUCCGGAGCCGCUACAAGCCCUUCAACCCAGUCCUGGGGGAGACCUACGAGUGUGUGAGGGAGGACCGCGGCUUUCGCUUCAUCAGCGAGCAGGUGUGUCACCAUCCUCCCAUCUCAGCCUGCCACGCAGACUCUGACAACUUCUCCUUCUGGCAAGACCAGAGGUGGAAGAACAAGUUCUGGGGCAAGUCGCUGGAGAUCGUGCCGACCGGGAUGGUGAACGUGGCGCUACCGAGGUAUGGAGACCACUAUGAGUGGAACAAAGUGGUGACCUGCAUCCACAACGUGCUGAGUCAGCAGCGCUAUCUGGAACAUUACGGCGAGGUCACCAUCCGCAACCUGAAGAGCAACGUGUGCACCUGCAAGAUCUCCUUUGUCAAGUCUCGCUACUGGGGGUCAGAGGGCAACAAGAACGAGGUCCAGGGCACGGUGCUGGACCAGAGUGGCAGCGUCAUUCACCGCUUUGGAGGUCUGUGGCAUGAAGGCAUCUUCUGUGACACGCUGCCCACCCCCAAAUGUGUCUGGAAGCCGAAUCCACAACCCAAAGACCACCUGCUCUACUACGGCCUUUCCACCUUCGCUAUGGAACUCAACGAGCUCACGCAGGACCUCAAGCCUCUGCUGCCCCUUACAGACAGCAGGCUGCGACCCGACCAGAGGAUGCUGGAGGAAGGUCUCGUGGACGAGACGGACAGAAAGAAAGACGAAAUCGAGGAACUGCAGAGGGAGAGGAGGAAAGAGCUCUGCAAAAAAGGGGAGGAGCAUGUCCCGUCUUUCUUCAGGAAAGCCAAAGAUUCUUGCGGUCGUGACGUCUGGUUGACAAAUGGAACCUACUGGAAACUCAGAGGGGAUCCAGGCUUUGCCAACAUGGCCGGUGUAACUCUGUGGUGACACAAACCACCGCUGUCGGGAGCAUGCGUGAUCCGCUGCGAAGAUGAGCGGUGAUGGUGCUGAUCCGUGCAUGACUGGCUCAUGGCAACUAUCAGCUUUUAUUUGUGUGCUUGUGUUUUUUAGUGGACUGUAAACUAUGCAAACAGGACUGAACUUGUAUUAGAAAUGUAUCUUCUCCACCCAAGUAUGACUCUUAAGUUCUAGAAGGUCCACUUGUUUGACGAUACACUCUCACUUUCAUUUGAAGACAACACGAAAGGACAUUUUUGACAAAGAGAUCUUUAUUUGAAUAGAAAAGAAAACAACAGUACAAUACUCACUUGCGUCACCUUAAAUAAAUAACACUUUUUCUUUCAAAAAUCUCAUUUUAUAAAUUGCAAUGGCUGAGAGGAUUAUUGCUCGGUUCAACAUGUGACAUCCUGUACACGCCCCCUUCUGUCAUUCUUGAAAAUAAGUGCAGGUCCUUUUAUAAAUCAUGUCUGCUGUUAUUUGGGAGGCUGCAGAGCUUGGCUGUCACAGCCGAGAUAUCCAGCAGGGGGCAGCCCUGAGGCGCUCAUGACAGCACUGGGAAUGAGCAGCACGUGACCGCAUUAAACGGCUUUGAUUGUCUUUAGGACGUCAUCGCUAUCGCGAGAUUCGACUGCUAAUUGCACUUAAACUGUGACAAGUAUGAUCCAAUAUCUUUAGCUCAAUUAUGAAGACAUAUUUUAAAUUUCUGCUCAUGCCAGCGUGGUCUUUGUAAGGCAAACAGUCGUCGUUCCAAUACAAGCCGUUUGGGGGCGACCUCCUCGUGGUCAAUGAUGCUGACUACGCGAAUGCUAUUAGCUUAGCAUGUCGUCCACCUGUCAGGUGUUGUCUGGGGUCGUUAGCGGAGACGCGUGAGGAGACCACCGCUGGCUGGCGGCCUCUGUCAGGAUGCGACUGUCACCGCCUGUGAGGACAAACGCCGGCUCAUGGUGUCUGCGAGGUCACUUCCCACUUCCUGUUCACGGCGGUGACAGCUUCUGUUUAGCUUCCAGGUGUGUGAAUGACCCACUUUUCAUGGCGACCGCAGAAGAAGAAAAAGAGCGAGGCUCCCUAAUGCAACGCUUGCCUCUUCUGCGGACAUCAAACGUACCGGUUCCGGUGGAAAUUCUCGAGGAAGAUCAGAAUUCCCCAAACGUCCCUUAUUUUGUAAUGCAAAUGUUGACAGGAAGUGGCGGCGUGAUUCCGCGCGUCCCGUUACUACGGUGGUAACCACCACCAACAGUUCAGCGCUGCGUGUUUUAAGAUAUAUUUGUCAUUUUGUGUUUGCUUGAGAUGCUCCUGAAGGACCCAGAGAUGUCUUUAGUUUCUUCUUUAUACUGGAAGGGCAUUUUGGUGCUUAUUUUCCUUCAUUUUAGCGACAAAAGUUGUCACGCGCUUGCUCGUGUAGGCUGCAGUGCUCUGCGUCGCCACCAGAGGGAGCCAAAUUAGUUGCUACACUAUGCAGUGUGUCUGUUUGGGAGGAAAUGAUGAGUGCAAAAAGGUGAGAAAAGAGAGGGAGUUUGACAGCUUGAUAGUUUGAGAGAAGAAGAGACGAGCCCUGCAGGCGUCAUGUCAAGAUAUGCAGAUGUUUUUUUUUUUUCAAACAAUCCAGAUGUUUCUGAGUCGACGGUCGCAGGUGUGUGUUGCGUCCACGUGGCUGCGGGGCACGUCGCAUCCGCUCCGCGUCCCGCUGUGACGUUGACCUUCAAACGUCCUCCUGAGCGCCAUCACUCACUUUAAAGAUGGCCGCCGCAAAUGUUCCCACCUACAGCGGUGACCUCAUCGAGGUGUG